ACGACCCGCUUUGUCAACAGGUUCAUUCGAAGUGUACGUUUGAAAUACUUUGACAAUACGAAUGUCGGAUGCGCGUCGACAUCAUUUGAUGAAGACCCUGAUUGGCAGGUAUCAUUGGCAGAUGACAUAGUGUAGUUGCUCCUCAUUGGCUUACGAAUGAUACACGAAAUAGAUAAAUAAAGACUACCGCAGCAGAGGAGCUUUUUCUUCCUUCGCAAGUAUUUUGGUUUUUUGUUGCAUGUAAUAAGGAGCAAUGGAUAUUGAUGAAACCGGUGGAUCGCGGAUGCCAGAUCAAAGGCUUCGUGAUCGCAUCAUUCAACGAUAUUCUGAGAAAUUGUAUCUUCUCGACAACAAUAAAGGCAAGAAGCAAGUGAAGUCUGAAAGUGUAUCGACCACCACCUUCACCGAGUCUGCAGAUGAUCAAGAGAGUCAGGACGCAUGUAGCGUCAACCAUGGGGCUAUCAAGUGCAAAUUUCUGUUCUUUUUCUUUUUCGGGGCAAGAGCGUCUCUCGAACCAUACCUUGCUGUAUAUUUCAAACAACUCGGGUUAACACCGUCUGAUAUCGGAGCAUUGUAUUCUGUAAGGCCUCUAUUAUCCUUACUAUUUUCACCAAUUUUCGGUUGGGUAGCUGAUCGUUACAAUGCCAGUAGAGUAAUUAUAUAUCCGUCGCUUUUAUCUUGGAGUAUAUUUGUGUUUGCAAUGGCAUUUAUACCUCAGCCACACCAUAUACCUUGUACCGAAGCACGAAAUACGUUUGAAGGCCUUUUUGGACAAAGUGCUCUGAAUGUAUGCUUACAUGAAUCGACCCUUGAUAAUUUCAAUAUAUAUUCACAUGGAAAUUAUUAUCCAAUGAAGAAAAAUAUAGAUAAUGAUUCUAUAGAACACUCUCUCUCCAAGCGAGAUUACAUGAGGUAUAAUCAUAUGUCGAACAGUAAUAUCACCUUGGUGAACCUUGCAGAUAAUAAUAUAGACCUAAACAUUACUAGUUUAAAUGGCACGGUUUAUCAAGAAUAUGGAACCACCCCAGGAACCCGUCCACAGGCUCAACCGUAUUUAGAAGAGCCAGAUUCUGUACUAUGCACUUCAAGUACUACUUGGCUGUAUAGUACCAGUGACUUGAAUAGAAUUUUCUUAAUCGCAAUGGGGUUGAAUAUAGUCGGUGAGGUUUUCCAAGCACCGGCUCCUGCUAUCAUGAACACGGCUAUAUUGAAUACUCUUGGAGAGGAAAACCAUCACCAGUUCGGUUAUCAACGAGCCUUUGGAAGUGCGUCUGCUGCGUUUAUGAAUAUAGUAUCAGGUUUAUUACUGGAUCUCCAUCGUCAACCUUACAACAUGUGCGGUAUGCAGCUGACCCACACAAACUAUAUGCCAAUCUUUAUAUUCUACUUGUUCCUUAUGACAAUGACGGUACCUGUUAUGUGCUUUUUUGAUAUACAGUCUAAUGAGGAAAAGAAGAAAAGUAGUUACGACAUCAAAGUUGUAUACAGAGGUUUAUGUAAUGUUCGCUAUGGAUUGGUUUUGUUUAUAUGUAUGUGGACCGGGUUGUGCAAUGGUUUAGUGAAAGCAUUCUCCUUCUGGUAUAUCGAAGCACUUGGUGGCUCGAGUUCCUUGGCAAGUUUGACGAACCUGGCUGCAACAUUCGCCAGUACUGCUGGUUUAUUAAUUAUGCCCAGGAUCAACGCUUCAUGCGGCUACAUCAAACCGAUAUUCAUUGGCUUAUUAUUCCAGGGCCUGAACUAUUUUGGAUAUGCAGUUAUGCAAAAUCCAUGGUGGGCAAUUCUACCAAACAUCAUAAAAG
Molecule: messenger RNA, 1799 nt
Organism: Anneissia japonica
Lineage: Eukaryota; Metazoa; Echinodermata; Crinoidea; Comatulida; Comatulidae
Product: major facilitator superfamily domain-containing protein 6-like
Cellular component (GO): plasma membrane
Source: RefSeq, a predicted model, not a curated record